Molecule: messenger RNA, 348 nt
Organism: Parnassius apollo (apollo)
Lineage: Eukaryota; Metazoa; Arthropoda; Insecta; Lepidoptera; Papilionidae
Source: the annotation of a GenBank genome assembly
AUGUUUAAUGUCGGUAAACCAUUGGUGGUGGCGUGGCGGAGUGCAGGCGGUGCGACGCCGCGCGGGCAGGUGGAGCCGCUGGCGGAGCUGCUGCUGGCGCUGAAUCGCGCGCCGCUGGCUGACGGCGGGCUGGCCGCCUGCCUGCGCCGCGCGCUCGCCCCCGACGACUUCCCCUCGCCGCACGCCACGCGAGCGCACAAGCACCACUUCAUCACCGCGCUGCUCAAGGAGAAGAAUAGUAAACGAAGAAUUUUAGAAACAGUGCAAGAGUUUUCUCUUGUCUGUCGAGGCCUGAUUGACACAGACUACGCACGACAGACGAUUGCCUCAAAGCAGCUUGUCGCUUGA